Messenger RNA from Syzygium oleosum, 877 nucleotides. RefSeq names its product protein CHLORORESPIRATORY REDUCTION 6, chloroplastic. The coding region runs from base 106 to 876 and encodes 256 amino acids. Lineage: Eukaryota; Viridiplantae; Streptophyta; Magnoliopsida; Myrtales; Myrtaceae. The record is from RefSeq and is a predicted model, not a curated record. Gene Ontology annotation, cellular component: chloroplast. The transcript is spliced from 4 exons. Gene Ontology annotation, biological process: NAD(P)H dehydrogenase complex assembly.
AAAACAUGAGGCCACGAUGAUCGGUGCACCGCUUUAACGGCAAACGGACAGGACACAGGACAACGUUUUACUCGCGUCGUCCACCACACAUGACCACUCUCCGACAUGCUUAUCAUGGCCGCUGCAGUGAAACCCCUGCUCCCGCUUCCUCGUUCCCCUGUUCGGAUUCCUCCCUCUUCCCCUCCAUGGAUUUCCUCGAGACCCACCUCGAGUUCUUCCCCACUUUUGCCCACUUCGCGCUGGAGCGAGCAGCGACCCGACGUCUCGGCUUCGGUGGCCUUCGACCCCUCGGGGAACUUCGAUCUUUCCCUUUACGACGACGAAGUAGAUUCAUCAAAAGUUGCUCCACCAGUCCCCCCAACCGAGGGCCGUUUUGAAGUAGUGAUAGAUAAUGAUGCCAUUCGUCGCCUUGACUUAUCACCAUUUCAAGUGGCCACUGGAAUCACAUCUCCCUUGUCCGCUGAGUCAAAGGAGUAUCUAGAACGUACAAUUGGGUUUACUAUCAAUUACACGAGGGAGGAUCCUGGAGAUCCUCGAGAACUAUCAGAAUUUCCAGAUAUAAGACUCUGGUUUGUGAGACUCGAUGCCACUUAUCCGUGGCUUCCUGUCUUGUUGGACUGGCGAGCAGGAGAGCUUGCCCGUUAUGCAGCUAUGUUGGUUCCUCACCAGAUGAAUAUGAGAAUGGGAGUUGUCUUCAAUCCUGAGGCACUAGAAUUAUUCAUCAUGAACAAAGUGAUGGUGGUAUACACUUGGUUGAAGAAACAUGAUGUCCCUAAGCCAAGGCUUAAAACAAGUGACAUGGCUAGGAUGCUUGGGUUUGGCAUUGGAAACGAAUUGUUCGACUUAAUAGAUCAACAUCCGCUGGAUCCAUCAUGAA